Molecule: messenger RNA, 2011 nt
Organism: Aphidius gifuensis
Lineage: Eukaryota; Metazoa; Arthropoda; Insecta; Hymenoptera; Braconidae
Product: GPI-anchored wall transfer protein 1-like
Exons: 1
Coding region: 258-1895 (545 amino acids)
Biological process (GO): protein localization to plasma membrane; GPI anchor biosynthetic process
Cellular component (GO): membrane; endoplasmic reticulum
Molecular function (GO): glucosaminyl-phosphatidylinositol O-acyltransferase activity
Source: RefSeq, a predicted model, not a curated record
AUAUGUAAACCGAUAAACGUCAAACGUCUGCUCUAAAACUCAGUGUAAACACACACAAUUAUUCAUUUAUUAAAUUUAAAAAAAAAACUUUAAUCAUCAUCAGAUACAAUUUAUCAUAAAUUAAAAAAUGAUAAAAUUACAAAAAUAUUAAAACUACUUGUAAUUAUAUUUAUUAAUAGGAUAUUGAUGCAAAACCGGUAAAGUUACUUGGUCAAUGUAACAAAAAAUUAUUACAUACCUAAGUAUAUUAUAAAACAAUGGAAUCAAUAAUAAAUGAACAACGUUAUAAACGUGAACAAGAAGAUUUUGUAUCAAAUCAUGGUGGUAGUACAUCACAAGAAAUACUAUUAGCUUUAUUACCAAAUAUAUGUGGAAUAUUAUUAACAGCAACAAUAAUUGGUUUAUUGAAAAAAAAACCAGACAGAAUAAUACAAACAUGUAUUGAAUUUGUGCUCAAUGUAUUUCCAUGUGUACUUUGUUUUACAAUAUUAUCAAAUUACACAAUAACUGUAUCAAUAAUUAUGAUUGUCAUGUCAAUUAUAAAUUUUUUAAUAAUACUUGAUCGUUCAAAAAAUCAUAAUAUGAAUCAUGAUAAUAAUGUCAAUAGUAAAAAUAAUAAUAAUUUAAUAAAACGUCCAUUUAUAACAAAUUAUCGUGCAUUAACAAAUAUAAUAACAUCAAUUUGUAUAUUGGCUGUUGAUUUUCAAAUAUUUCCACGUAAAUAUGCUAAAACAGAAAUAUAUGGUUAUAGUUUAAUGGAUACUGGUGUUGGAUUUUUUAUAAUAUCAAAUGCACUUGUAUCACAAGAAUCACGUGCAUAUAAUAAUGAAAGACCAAAAUGGUCAAUAUUUAAAAAAUUUAGUGAAAAUACAAAAAAUUGUACAAAAAAUUCAGCAUUUUUAUUACUACUUGGUUUUGGAAGAUUUAUUGCUGUUGAAUUUUCUGGCUAUCAACGUCAUAUUACUGAAUAUGGUAUACACUGGAAUUUUUUUAUAACACUUGCAUUUGUUAAAAUAUUUACAAGCACAAUAUCAAGUGCAAUUAGUACAAAAUAUUCAUUAUUAUCUGGUAUAUGGAUUAUUGGAAUGCAUGAAUAUGCAUUAAGUACCAAAGGAAUUAAAGAAUGGAUACUUGGUGAUUCACCAAGAAAUGAUUUUAUAUCAGCAAAUCGUGAAGGUAUAUUGUCAAUACCAGGAUAUGUUGGUAUAUAUUUUAUUGGUAUUGCUAUUGGUAAAUUAAUUUACACCACAUAUAAUACAAAUAAUUGUCAUUAUGAUAAAACAAAAAAUUAUUAUAAAUCAAAAAAACAACAGCUAUCUAUUAUUUUAUUUGGUAAAAAUAUAAAUAUUCAUUACAACAAAUCAAUGAUACUUUGUAUUAAAUUAUCAUUGAUAAGUGUGCAAUCAUGUGCUGUAACAUUAUUUUGUGAUUUUAAUUUUGGUGUAUCAAGAAGACUUGCUAAUUCUGGUUACUGUUCAUGGAUAAUAACAUUAAGUACAGCUGUUUUGACAUUAUUAUUGUUAAUUGAAAUAAUGACUGAUGUUAUAAAUGUUAUUUGUGCUAAAAAUAGUAUCAAUCAAUCAGCAGCAGCAGCAGCAGCAGCACGUGGCUUAAAUAAAAAAGAUUAUAAAAGUAAAAUUAAAUAUAUGGAAAAAAAUGUCAUUGACGAUGAUAAUCCAUUGAUUUAUCAAUGUCCAGAAAUAUUUGAAGCUGUUAAUUAUAAUGGUCUUGCAUUUUUUUUAAUAUCAAAUUUAUUAACUGGUGUUAUUAAUAUGUCAACAAAAACUCUCUAUGUUGGUACAUGGCAAUCUAUACAAAUUCUUGUUUUAUAUAUUGCUGUUGUUAUAUUUUUUUCAAUAUGUCUAUACAGAUGCCAUAUUCAACUAAAACUUUAAUUAAUUAUUGAUGGAAUCCCUAACUUCCAAUUUGUGUCAGUCAUUAGAUUUUAAAUUUAUUUAUAAUUAUUAAUUAUUUAUAUACCUAUAUAUAUACAACAACUAUGUGUAUUCUA